Molecule: messenger RNA, 1603 nt
Organism: Anopheles stephensi (Asian malaria mosquito)
Lineage: Eukaryota; Metazoa; Arthropoda; Insecta; Diptera; Culicidae
Product: enoyl-[acyl-carrier-protein] reductase, mitochondrial
Exons: 2
Coding region: 129-1214 (361 amino acids)
Biological process (GO): fatty acid metabolic process
Cellular component (GO): mitochondrion
Molecular function (GO): trans-2-enoyl-CoA reductase (NADPH) activity
Source: RefSeq, a predicted model, not a curated record
CACAUUCAUGCUGGCAGUUUUCUGACAGCACAUCGGUCGCAGCGAAAACAACAACACUGUCGUCAACACAGGACCGUUCCAUCCGCGGAUUGAAUAAACCAUCACAUAUUUUACGAACUCGGUAAAAGAUGGCACAGAUUAUGAGGCAGCUAGGUUUAGCAACGAAAGGAUCACAUUCGUGUUUGAUUGCUCGCAACAUGAGUGUGAUGGCGAAGGUGUUGCGCUACGGUGAGUUUGGUGAACCGGCCAAGGUACUACAACUCCAAGAGGAAUCAGUGCCGGAUCCCAAACAGGGUGAGGUCCUGAUAAAGACGCUCGGGGCACCAAUCAAUCCAGCCGAUAUCAACACCAUUCAGGGAAAGUAUCCAGUCAAACCGACAUUUCCCGCCGUCGGUGGAAACGAGUGCGUUGGAGAGGUAGUGGCUAUUGGACCGAAUGCCGGUAACAGUCUAAAAGUUGGCGAUCGAGUGGUACCGUUCGCUACCGGCCUCGGAACGUGGCGUUCCCAUGCAAUCUACAGCGCUAAUCAGCUGAUGAAAGUUCCGGCAAAUAUCGGCGUGGCGGAAGCAGCCACUAUCACCGUAAAUCCGUGCACCGGUUACCGGAUGCUAAAAGAUUUCGUCACAUUGAAACCGGGAGAUACCGUAAUACAGAAUGGGGCAAAUUCAGCAUGCGGUCAAGCUAUUAUUCAACUCUGCAGAGCGUGGAACGUGGAAUGUGUGGGCAUCGUGCGCGAUCGGCCCGAGUUCGGACAGCUGAAAGAUUACCUGAAAGGAUUGGGAGCAGCAGAAAUACUUACCGAGGAGGAGCUGCGCACAACGAAGCUAUUCAAGGAUGGCAUUUUUCGAAAGCCGAAGCUGGCGCUGAACUGCGUCGGGGGAAAGAACGCACUGGAACUGUCCCGGCAGUUGGACCAGGCCGGUGUGAUGGUCACGUACGGUGGUAUGUCACGGGAGCCGGUCACUGUGCCUACGGCAUCACUCAUUUUUAAGGAUCUGCGCUUCGUUGGGUUCUGGAUGACGCGCUGGACAAAGGAAAAUGCCGGCAGUCCGCUGCGGAGUGAAAUGUUCAACGAGCUGUUCGGUCUCAUAGACCGUGGUGCGUUGAAAGCACCUGCCCAUGAGAUGAUUUCAUUCGAGGACUACACUGCGGCGGUAACGAACGCGCUCAACAUUCAGGGUUUUGUUGGCAAGAAGUACAUUUUUCGGUUUUAAGUUCUGAAAACGCGUAAGAAACUGUAACACUGCACAACACGUGUAACUACGAUCGUUAGAAGGCAAACUAGAACUGAUUGGUCGAUGUUGGUAGAAAGCUGCUAUUCAUUCAUUUCCCUUGGUGUAAUUAGAGGGUAAUUUACGUAAACUGCAAAGUAAGUGUGGUUCUGACAGACCGAAAUACGAUACAGCAUGGAAAACAUAAUACAGCAUGCAAGUGAUGUGAUGAGGAUUUUGCGAAAACAAAUAGAUUGUUUAGUUCACUUUUAAGUUGGCAGAUCUAAUAUUAAAGAAAUAUUUUAAUUUGAUUCCUGUUUUUGUUAAAGCGUUUUGUUUUAAAAAAUCGCCAUUUUUAGUAAUGUUAGAUAUUGAAUAAAAAUCUUCUGCAA